This is a messenger RNA of Gloeophyllum trabeum ATCC 11539, 717 nucleotides long. RefSeq lists its product as uncharacterized. The record is from RefSeq and is a predicted model, not a curated record. The transcript is spliced from 3 exons. The coding region runs from base 1 to 717 and encodes 238 amino acids. Lineage: Eukaryota; Fungi; Basidiomycota; Agaricomycetes; Gloeophyllales; Gloeophyllaceae.
AUGCCAUCACCGGUUGGAAUAGAAGUUGAGGGAAGCUCGGAUGAGAAUCUGAUGGUGCUGCCAGCAACAAUAGAGCAGAAGGAGUUUGACAUCCUGCUUGAGUACAUGUUUAGGGGACGUACAGCUGCUCCUCCAAGCCUGGACAACCUGAUUGUGAUCCUGAAGCUGUCAACAAUGCUAGAAAUCGAUGAUGGAAGAACCUAUGCCAUCGACCAGCUGUCGAAGAGGGCAGACCUGACCUCAGCUCUUCAGUUUCACCUCGGAUGUGCACACCAUGUUACUGAAUGGGUGGAGCCUGCCUUUCGGGCGUUGAUGAAAAUACCAUUCAAAGAUAUCUCGAGGGAGAUCGCUCACCUCAUGGGACCUGACGCCUUUUACAUCCUCUCUCAAGCCCACACUGCGAUCAGAGACCACCUGAACAUCCUCACCUUCUAUCCUUCCAAUCCUAUCGAGAGCGUCCACUGCUUCCGGCCAGGCAGAUGCACUGAAGCCUGGAUUUGGAAGUGGUGGCAGGGAGUCGCAAAGCACCUGCUUCACCCUGACUCAGGAAAGUCAGGUAGAGAGAUCUUGGGGAUGCUGGAAGAGGUGAAGCAGACAGGAGUGAUGACGAAGGCCGACGAGUACUUUGAGGGGGCAGUGGAGCAGAUCGUGGCAGCAUAUGGGAGCAGGGACAAGGGUAAGGCAGCAACAACUGCUCUUGAGGAUGAUGAGGCCUAG